This is a messenger RNA of Cornus florida, 663 nucleotides long. RefSeq lists its product as uncharacterized. The transcript has 2 exons. The record is from RefSeq and is a predicted model, not a curated record. The coding region runs from base 1 to 663 and encodes 220 amino acids. Lineage: Eukaryota; Viridiplantae; Streptophyta; Magnoliopsida; Cornales; Cornaceae.
AUGAGCAGGCUUCAGAUUCCUUCCUUUGGUAGGAGGAAAAAUCCUCCCCCAGCCACUACUGUUGCUGGAGUAACCUCCUCUCCCGCAUCAGCCUCCUCUUCAGCCACCAUCUCUGACACUAUCCAGAGUACGGUGGCUAUUGAUCCUGUUGUUAGCACCCCUGCUACCAACCCGAGCACAUCUCCACAGAUCAUUACUACCCCUGCUGCUGCUGGGGGUGCCCGGGACAAAGAGCGAGGCAAAAGACCUCAUCAUGACGGUGGAGUCAAUCCCGAGGAGGAAUCUCUUACAAGGAGGACCCGAGUCUCUAGGCCGAGCGCUCUCUUGCAUCGCCCAGUCAGAGCUCCUGCCCCCUCCGGGCCUGCUGCCUCUGCUUCAGCUUCAGCUUCUGCCUCUGCUUCUAUUCCUGUUUUACCACCAUGGGCUCCUCGAUACACCCAAAUGGAUAGGACGAUCACUACAGCUCCUUCUACCGUUCAACCUCUAAUCGCUCUUCCUUCGUCAACUGUGGUAUCUCCCGUAGUCACUGCUGAUGUUGGGCCCCAGCAGAGCGACUCUGUUAUUCAUCUCGAUUCCCCACCUCGUGAGGGUGAGAUGGCUAACGGGAACGAGGAGGUGGGUCAGCACAACCAGGAGGCUGUCGGUACUGAGGCAGCUAGCUAG